Messenger RNA from Salvelinus sp. IW2-2015, 1117 nucleotides. NCBI's taxonomy places the organism in Eukaryota, Metazoa, Chordata, Actinopteri, Salmoniformes, Salmonidae. The record is from RefSeq and is a predicted model, not a curated record.
GUACUAACACAAGACUUCAGGCUAUUGUCAUUGAGGAGAAAGAGGUGGUCUACAAACAGUUUCCAAUCCCUCUCAUCAACAGGCUUGAGAAGCACUAUCUGGACAUCCAUACCGUUCUCAAGGAGGAACAAAGAGCAGUUGUUGUGGAGUUGGAGAAAUGGGUUGGGCAGUUUGUGGCCCUCAAUAAYCAACACUCCAUGGCCCCCCAGAYAUACAAGUACCUWCCUCCUGACGUUUUCAUUGGCUACCAUUCCGACACGUGUGCUUCGGUGGUCCUCCAAAUGACAGAGAAACAAAGGGGAGAGACAGACAUUUCCGACCCCCAAAGAAGAGUCCUGGACGAGGCCAAACUGAUCCUUCUGAACUGUGCCACUCCGGACUCGGUGGUUCGGCUGGACUGCACUGGUCUCCCCAGGGUGGAGAGUGAACAUCUGGCCAGGAUCUACUUUGAGGACCAGAAGCACAGCUCUUUGGCCGACUUCAUCUUCUCUCACACUCAACAGGGCGAGCAGUGCCAUUCCUCCUUCACAGAGGUGACUACCUUUUCCAGACUUUUAACAGCAUCAGAUGUUGGACCACUGGAAGAGGUCGUGAACAAUGUCGAGCUUCUCUCUCUUCAGCAGUUUGACACGGAGCACUCCUUCCUCAAGAAGAUCAGUCAUUUCCUCACAUCUGGAAAUGGGAGGGAGAAUACAUCUGGCAACAAAAUACUGAUCAUUCAGUCAGAUUUUGAUGAAGCGUCGCACAGUGCAAAUCUCAUUGCCUCCGCCAAAUAUUCUGCCAUCAAUGAAAUCAACAAAUCAAGGCAAGAGGAGAUGGGAGGCAAGGUCUUCGUCUACUUCAUUACUAAAUUGCCGAGAAUGGAAGGAGGGACAUCCUAUGUCGGAUUUCAUGGAGACCCCUGGAGGUCGGUUCAUAUUGAUGACCUCAGAAGAUCGAAAGAUAUUGUGUCAGAUAUCAAAGCCUUGAGAAACCUUACCAUCAGUCAACUGUUUGAGGAAAAAAGGAUGAGCCUGAAGCUAUGGAGGUAGAUGACAUGUACACUGAGACAGAGCAACAGGAACAUGAAGACAAACAAGCUGGGGGAGUGUUGUGGACACCACGGCGCUGGUACGUA